CAAAGAUUUAUUUGUGAAAAAUAUUCAAUCUUCCGCUUUCAUGACACGAGACGUGUUGGUGGUCUGCACGUUCUGUGUCCUGGUGUUCAAUAAAGUCCCCACUGACUUCCUCCCUCUGUAAUCAGUGCUGUUCAGUUAUCAGCUGCUGACAGUUCCAUGCACAACAGCUGGAGAACAUUGUCACUCAGUUAUGGCAGGUCUCACAUGGAUCCUCACUUUCCUCUGUGUUGCAGGAUGCCACCACUCUUCAGCCUCACCUGUUCCCCGCUCUCCCCGGAUGGUCCAGGUGGGGGAGAACGUCACACUGACCUGUAACCUGACGUCCAGCAGGGAGAUCACCUGGUACCUGUUGCGUUCAGACCAGCUGCUGCCACUGCUGACAGUUACACCAAGCAAAAUAGGACAAAAUCUGGUCAGCUUUCACUCUAAAAACAAUAGUCGCAUCUACACCCGGGGAGACAUAGAGAGAGGCCCGGUCAGCCUGGAGAUCCUGGAGGUAGAGGAGAAGGAUGCUGGGCUGUAUUUCUGCACAGGGUGGUGUGCAGAUGUUGUAUGUGUUAACAGAGGGGUUCUUCUAACUGUGAAUGGAGCUGAUGGGGAGUUAUGGGCCAUAGACAAAAUGAGGCAGCCGGGUUGGAGACUGGGAAUCUGUGCGCUUCCAGCUUUAAUUGCCCUCGUUUUCGUCUUCCUCUUUGGACUCUGCCUGUGCUCAGGAAAACCAGCUGUUUGCUGCUGUCCUUCACUGAGAAGAGACUCCAGUCUGAGGAUCACAGAGGACAUGUCUUUGCACUACUCCAGUCUGAAGCAUGCACACCAGCCCCGCCCCUCUGGCCACGGAGGAACAAGAUUGGUCAAAGAGGAUGUCACAUAUUCAACAGUGAUGAGUCGCAAGAACCCAAACACAUCACACGAGAACAGAUAGAGAGCCUCUUUCUUGUUUUUGUACCAUGUUUUUUUUUUUUACAUACAAGUUUUAGUGAAUGAUGAAUUUCAUCACCACCUGCUGGUGAGAAAGUAGAUCACACUCUCUCACUUCUUUAAAGGGCCAGUAUGUUAGUAUGUCAGUGUAAAACCCUCAAAAGUUAACUAGACGAUCAACAAAAUGUGAAGAAAUUACAGUUGUGACGUUAUGUCACAGCAGAGAUAUCUACUGGCGUUGGCAUGUUAACCAGCUAGCCAAGGCCCCGCCCAUCUCAUAAUACCCAGGGGCACACUGUCAGGAGAGGCAAACCAGCCAAGGGGAAAAGGGUCCCCUUAUGGCCCCUCAUAAUGGCACAUUUUGCAGUGACAACUAUAAGUGCAUGAAUUUACUGACAUUUAUAUCACAUGUCCCAACUGUUUAGAACAAUAAUAUCUUUAAGGAUCUGGAUAAGCAGCAGAAAAUGAAGGGAUGAAGGGAUGAAGGGCUGAAUGGAGAUUUUUCAGCCAGUUUUGGCUAAAAUCUGCCUACAGCAGACUGGUAAGAUAUAUUUAAACCCUUAUUAAUGACAUUUUAGACUAUAAUAUAACAUAAUAUAAAAGUUAAAAAGAUAUAUAUAUAUUUUUAGGAAACACUUUUUAAGACCUGCAGAUAGACCUGUGUAUAUGCAAAGACAGAUAUUUUUAAUAUGCUAGAGAAAGUAAUGACUCAUGACUUUAUUUCUGUAUCUCUAUGAUUUUUUUAAAAGCUAUUUCACUUUUCAUGUCAGUGUGACUGCUGUAGAAGCACUGCUCUCUUUUGGGUUUUAGUUAUAAACCAACUAUCUAUUUCUUUCAAUCAUUUACAUAUAUAAAUACACCACAGAAGAAUGUCAAAAUGUUACUGUAACUGCUUGCCAAAUAAUCAUGAUGAUAGAAAGCUUAUUUGUAUAUGAUGUUUAUGUAGCAUCCACUGUUUUUUAAGCUCCUCUUGUGCUUGUCUCUGAUGUGCGUCAGUUAUGUUAGGGUUCGUUGUGCAUAUUUACCUCUCAAUAAAUAGAUUUUGAUUGUCA
Seriola dumerili (greater amberjack) is the source of this 1970-nucleotide messenger RNA. RefSeq lists its product as uncharacterized. The transcript has 5 exons. NCBI's taxonomy places the organism in Eukaryota, Metazoa, Chordata, Actinopteri, Carangiformes, Carangidae. The record is from RefSeq and is a predicted model, not a curated record. The coding region runs from base 191 to 922 and encodes 243 amino acids.